Messenger RNA from Saimiri boliviensis boliviensis (Bolivian squirrel monkey), 1133 nucleotides. The record is from RefSeq and is a predicted model, not a curated record. NCBI's taxonomy places the organism in Eukaryota, Metazoa, Chordata, Mammalia, Primates, Cebidae.
ACAUUUCAUCUUUUCCCCUGGGGUUUGCAACUCUCUCCCCAGUCUCGGUCACUGCCUUGGGUUGUACCACUUCCCUCUUCUUCUCCCCUGCACCUCCCUCAUCUUUCCUCUGUGAUGACAUCGUCCCGGGGAAGAGAAGCUCAGAGGAACUCAUCACUCAGCUAGCUUCAGGAGCCAUGACAUCAUCUCUACCAUGGAAAUUCCACUCACUCUCCUGUGCCCCUACAUUUGUCCCAGGCCUCGGAGUCCCUAUAAAGCGAGGUUCCCAACUCAGUAUCAGCACAGGACGCAGCUGGGUUCUAAAGCUUCUGAGCUCUGCAGCCUCGCCUCUGAGACAACUUCUCUUUCACCAAUACCAUGAAGCUCUGCGUGACUGUCCUGUCUCUCCUCGUGCUGGUAGCUGCCUUCUGCUCUCCAGGGCUCUCAGCACCAAUGGGCUCAGACCCUCCCACCGCCUGCUGCUUUUCUUACACCGUGAGAAAGCUUCCUCGCAACUUUGUGGUAGAUUACUUCGAGACCAGCAGCCUCUGCUCCCAGCCAGCUGUGGUUUAAAUUCAGUGGGUGGAAGUUACAGGGAGUCUGGUUCCAGUGCUGCCCCAGGAAGGAUUCCAUCCAUCAGAGCUGCCCUGCACAGACCAUGGUCAGGCAGAGGAUGAUGCCUACCACAGGCAAGGGCUAAAGCCAGGUGACCUCAAAGGUUCCAUGGGAUUCUAAUCUGUCCACUCCUUGUUCUACAGAUUCCAAACCAAAAGAGGCAAGCAAGUCUGUGCUGACCCCAGUGAGACCUGGGUCCAGGAGUAUGUGUAUGACCUGGAACUGAACUGAGCUGCUCUGGGCUCAGAGACAGGAAGUCCUCAGGGAAGGUCACCUGAGCCUGGAUGCUUCUCUGUGAGACGCAUCUUCUCCAUACUCACGACACCUCUCCGCAGCUCCUGUUCCUUCUCCUAAUUUAAUCUUUGUUGUGUGCUGUUUUAUUGUAUUAGGUAUUAUUUCCAUUAUUUAUAUUGUUUAGCCAAAGGAUAAGUGUCCCCUAUGGGGAAGGUCCAUUGUCACAGUUUCUUUGCUGUUGCAAAUACAUGGAUAACACUGUUGAUUCCCUGGGUUUCCAUAAUAAAACUUUGAAAUAAAAUGCA